Messenger RNA from Ogataea angusta, 2097 nucleotides. RefSeq lists its product as uncharacterized. Gene Ontology annotation, biological process: regulation of ARF protein signal transduction. Gene Ontology annotation, molecular function: guanyl-nucleotide exchange factor activity. Bases 1 to 2097 code for a protein of 698 amino acids. NCBI's taxonomy places the organism in Eukaryota, Fungi, Ascomycota, Pichiomycetes, Pichiales, Pichiaceae. The record is from RefSeq and is a predicted model, not a curated record. The transcript has a single exon.
AUGAGUGUAGACUGCGAAAUUGCGAGACAGGACCUUAGCAAUCUUCCGCCGAAAAGCACCGCGGUGCUUGCACGCGAGUCUCAGGGAGGUGGCCCAAGCACUAUUCAGCCCGAUACAAAAAAAAUUGACCCUUUGUUGAUGUCCAAAUUACGCGACCCAUCUUGUUCGCUUAAUAUCGUUUUGGCAAAAAAUAAGCUGCUAGGCACUGCUUCCGAUGAAAGGCUUACAGGUUUGUAUGAUGUCGCCAAAGAGCUCUUCGAGUUGAGCUACCACAAGAUUCAAAAGAAACACUACCUUGCGUUUCUCGCGGGAGGUCUCAGAGACCAGGGGGAACCAGAGACCGAUAUCAACAUUCUUCGAUGUUUCUACAUGAGCCUGUUCACAUGGAACACAGACCUACUGAGCUCCUUGCGCCUCUUGUGCCGAAAAUUAUUUUUUAAAGGUGAAUCGCAAUUCAUUGACAAGGUCCUUCAAUCUUUUGCUGAAAGUUGGUUUUACAGUGCGAGCAGUGGUAAGCCGAAAAAACUAUACGGGGACUCAAAUGGAGUGUACUUGACUGCCUACUCCCUAAUCUUGUUAAACACCGAUCUUCAUACGGAGGAAAUUGCAAAAAUGCAAAAGAUCAGCCGCUCCAAAUUUGUCAAAAAUACCUUCGAGGCAUUACAGCAAAAUCAGGUUCCGAUUGAAGACAUUGAUGGGUUACGCCAUGAGCUCAAGAAGUUCUACGACAACAUUUCAGAACAGAAGCUGAGCUUAUUCGAGUCUACUUAUUUGCACUCCAGAACCAACUCCAUUGCCUCCCAUGAUACAGAACUCACAACAAUUCAACACAGAUCAUCACAAAGUGAUCAGACUUCGUCCUAUAUUUCCGAUACAGACAAAUCGACUCCAGCAAGCUCAGUGAAUGCCACAAAGUCAUUCGGUUUUGCAAAAUUGAUCAUGAUGGAGAACAAUUUGAGAAUUCAGACAGAUAACAACAAUAAGCUUUCACUUGGUCCCAACUCGCCGCGUUUGGAUGAGAUAUCUGAACCUCUUCAGGACCUCGAAGGACUCGAGUCUGGUCUGCCAGACAAUCAUAACUUUGAAAAAGAAGGCGACCUACACUCAGAGCUUGUAGGGCCACCUUGGACUAAGGAAGGUAUCCAAAAUGUUGUUCUGCCUGUAAAAGCUCCUCAUAAUUUUACUGGUAUGCUUUCUUUGUCGGCACUCAAACCUGAUUGGCAAAGCCUUUUCGUCGUCGUGUUCGAAGGUGAGCUAAAGCUUUUCAGAUUUGAUCAGUCUGGCUCAAAUGCUGAAAACUUUGGUGAUGGUCAAUGGUGGAAGUUUGCAACUUGUGUGGACACAGUCAACCUCUGCUCUUGUUUUGCCCAAGUUGUUGACAAAAAAUCCCGUGCUUAUUUUUCAGUGAUCAAACGGCACGGAAAUGCUCGCAAAAGAACCGGACUUGAAACUUACUGGACUUUAAACAUUCCUAUGCCAGAUAUAAUGACAGGUGCUGAUCACCUCAACGGUUAUUAUAGUGCUCACUUCUGCGCUGGAACCCCGGAGACUGCCCAGGAAUUUGUUGAUACAUGCAAUUUUUGGGCAGGAAGGUCGUCUGCUAUCCCUCCAUCAGAGACUCUGUCGUCCUUGGAUUUCGGUUGGUCAGAGAAGACUGUGUCAGUGUUGAGGGCAAACAAUGUACGCGAAAGUGAAAAACAUCUCUCUAGAUUCAAGGUUGCGAGCUGGAUUCCCAUCACUAAUGGUCUUGUGUCCACCCACCAUGACAUGUCCGAACAAUUUGCUAAGGUUAACACCCAUUAUAGUGAACUACGCUUGGCUUUGGAAAAACACAAAGAAAUGGAGAAGUUAAUUCCGCAGUUGGAUCUGAUGACUGCCAGAAACGUCGGGGCAAUCAAGAUAUUGUCUAAAGUUUUCCACGGGUCAGAUAAGGUGGAUAAGCAUUUGGUGGUAAGAAAUGUAAAUGUGAUGAGGGUCAAUUACGUGAACAGACUCAAUCACCUUGAUAGAGAGCUUCUCAGGUUCAAAUGUUAUGCCGACAUCCUCGAGAAAGCCAUCAGACUUCGAAACAAGGGGCCUGAUGACCAAAUUGUAUAA